This is a messenger RNA of Tachyglossus aculeatus (Australian echidna), 2762 nucleotides long. RefSeq names its product proteasome 26S subunit, non-ATPase 6 (gene PSMD6). Gene Ontology annotation, molecular function: protein binding. The record is from RefSeq and is a predicted model, not a curated record. Bases 95 to 1264 code for a protein of 389 amino acids. Lineage: Eukaryota; Metazoa; Chordata; Mammalia; Monotremata; Tachyglossidae. Gene Ontology annotation, biological process: proteasome-mediated ubiquitin-dependent protein catabolic process. The transcript is spliced from 8 exons. Gene Ontology annotation, cellular component: proteasome regulatory particle.
CUGCCGCCAUCGACCUCGAGCCCAGCUCGGCGCUUGAAAGCCCAGCCGGAGUCCCGAGGCCUGGCCUUUGCCGUCGGCGCCCCCGUCGCCCACCAUGCCGCUGGAGAACCUGGAGGAGGAGGGUCUGCCCAAGAACCCGGACCUGCGGAUCGCGCAGCUGCGCUUUCUGCUCAGCCUGCCCGAGCACCGUGGGGACGCGGCGGUGCGCGACGAGCUGAUGGCGGCCAUCCGCGAGAACAAUAUGGCACCGUACUAUGAAACGCUCUGUAAGCCCCUGGACUGGCAGAUGGAUGUGGACCUGUUGAAUAAGAUGAAAAAGGCCAACGAGGAAGAGCUGAAGCGCUUGGAUGUGGAAUUGGAAGACGCCGAGAAGAAUCUGGGAGAAAGUGAAAUUCGGGAUGCGAUGAUGGCUAAGGCUGAGUACCUGUGCCGGAUUGGGGAUAAGGAAGGAGCCUUGACAGCCUUUCGUAAAACAUACGACAAAACUGUGGCCCUGGGGCACCGAUUAGAUAUUGUGUUCUACCUCCUAAGAAUUGGCUUAUUUUAUAUGGAUAACGAUCUCAUCACACGAAACACAGAGAAAGCUAAAAGUUUAAUAGAAGAAGGAGGAGACUGGGACAGGAGAAACCGUCUAAAAGUGUAUCAAGGUCUUUAUUGUGUGGCUAUUCGAGAUUUCAAGCAGGCAGCUGAACUCUUUCUUGACACUGUUUCAACAUUUACAUCCUAUGAACUUAUGGAUUACAAAACUUUCGUAACAUACACUGUCUAUGUCAGUAUGAUUGCGUUAGAAAGACCUGAUCUCAGAGAAAAGGUCAUUAAAGGAGCAGAGAUUCUGGAGGUUUUGCAUAGUCUCCCAACAGUUCGGCAGUACCUCUUUUCACUAUAUGAAUGUCGCUAUUCGGCCUUUUUUCAAUCAUUAGCCAUUGUUGAACAAGAGAUGAAAAAGGACUGGUUAUUUGCUCCUCAUUACCGAUACUAUGUCAGAGAAAUGAGAAUUCAUGCAUACAGUCAGCUCCUGGAAUCAUAUAGGUCAUUAACACUUGGAUACAUGGCUGAAGCUUUUGGAGUUGGUGUCGAAUUCAUUGAUCAGGAACUGUCAAGAUUUAUUGCAGCUGGGAGACUACACUGCAAAAUAGAUAAAGUGAAUGAAAUAGUAGAAACCAACAGACCCGAUAGCAAGAACUGGCAGUACCAAGAAACUAUCAAGAAAGGAGAUCUGCUGCUAAAUAGAGUUCAAAAACUUUCCAGAGUAAUCAAUAUGUAAUACUUAAAGUCCAUAAGGGAGUGUGUAAUCUUGUAGCUUUUUUUUUUUAAACCAUCUGGAGGUCGUCUAUUUGUCCUACCUAGCUUAGAAUGCUUAUGAGGAUUUCCUCCAGUGAUAAAUAUAUUCUUGGGAUUUUUACAGUUCACUUCAUUAUGUGGGGAGUUCAGAUACUAAAUGCUUCAUCCUUGAUUUCAUAGUUGCUUUUUUGUUGAAUGUGUAACUUGAGAAAAAUCAUGCAUUUUAAAAGAUCUAUGUUGUCUUUACUUCAGUGUGCUCCAGUGUGUUUAGAAAAUCUGAAAGUUGGUAGGUAUUUAAACUAAUAAAAAUUUUCGAUAGAAAAGUACUUAAGACUUUAGCGUAUAACAAAAAUGCCAAAAUUUCACAAAUCCCAGUCCAUAGGGCGAAAUAAAACAUGAAACUGAAACAGUGGCUGAAGAUGACAUUGCAGUUAGUAUGUAUACUAUUGCCUACUUGAGAUUCAUUUUCCUUCUUGCAUUUUGGGGGUGUAGUCUGGCUAUGAAAAUUGGGUAGGUAUAAUAGUUAUAGUGAUCUGCCUUCACUCCCUGGCUCCUUGGCUUCAUAGUCACAGGGGGUAUUGUUACAUAGAAUGGAGAGUUUAGGUCCUCUGGAGCCUAGCAAUGCAAUUUUUGUAAAAGUCACAAAAAGAACCACACUCAAUGUAACUUGCCCCUGAUACAUUACCAUGAAGGCUACAGAAACUGUUUCCUUUAAAAAACAAACUGCAGAGUGUUCCAUUAUCUCCGUUACUUUAGAAAGAAAUAUUUAUUCGGGAUGGAUUUAUUAUUGAUGAAGUACAUGAUUUUUCUCUUCAAUAGUUUUCCAGCCUGCUGCCAUUUUGUGCAUUGGUAAUUGACCCAAGUGAAGGGUUAUCAUUAUCUGCUGCUUGUUUGAUAUUUCAGUUUUGUUUUGUCCUUAGGUGAGGGGUACUGUUAAAUUAAUUCUGGGCCCAAAAGGUUUAUUUUACCUAUAAUUUCGUUAUUCACAAAUAGAAUGAUGUUAAAAGCGUUUGUCAGAGAAUGAAAAUAAUUAGUCUGUCUCAUAAAGCUCCUGUCAUAUUUUGUGAGUGCUGUAUGAGAUGGAACAGAGGUUGAGUACCUAUGCUCCUUCGAGUGUAUUUGAAGUUAGUUUUAAAAUUAUUUGUGUAUGAAAUUCCUAUUGUUCAGUUUUGUGAGGCUUGAAUAUUUUACUAAAAGAGGCUUUUGUGGCAGAACAUGGUAAUAUUCGCUAAGGUUUCAUAAGAUUUCCUUUAUGAUCAAAGUUUUGAUUUUGCUAAUGACUGAAAUUUUAUUCAGAAACUUUUUUUAUUUGAUCUUGAAAGCCCUUUGGGGACAGUGGCCCUACCAUGGACACUACAAUUCUCUCAACAGCUCCUUGUGUCCGGAAAGCGUGUCUAACUACUCUGUUUUAUUGUACCUCUCUCAAGCGCGUUGUGCAGUGCUCGGCACAAAGUAAGCGCUCAAUAAAUGCGAUUGAUUGA